CUCGGUGAGCUCUAUCUUCGCCUUGAGUUUUACAAAGAUGCUCUUCUGUAUCAGAAAAAACAUUUAGAGCUCGCUGAGGAUGCCAAUAAUCUCAUUGAGCAGCAAAGGGCCAAUACACAACUAGGUCGUACCUACCAUGAAAUGUUUUUAAGGUCUGACGAUGACCAUUAUUCGGUUCAGAAUGCCAAAAAGUAUUUCAAGUCUGCUAUGAAGCUUGCUCAGAUUAUCAAGGAGAAUCCACCUACUAAGAAUUGUUCUUUCCUCAAGGAAUAUAUUGAUGCACAUAACAAUAUAGGAAUGCUUGAGUUUGACCUUGAUAAUCCAGAAGAGGCUCGAAAAAUCUUAACUAAAGGAUUGGAGAUUUGCGACGAAGAAGAGGUAAUGGCAGACGAUGAUGGGCGCAGCAGGCUCCAUCAUAACCUUGGAAAUGUUUACAUGGAGCUAAGGAUGUGGGAUAAUGCUCGGGAACACAUUGAGAAGGACAUUAUGAUAUGUAAAAGAAUUGGCCAUUGCCAAGGGGAGGCAAAGGGGUACAUCAAUCUUGGUGAAUUACAUUACCGUAUUCAGAAGUAUGAGGAAGCACUCCUUUGCUACCAAAAAGCACGUGAACUGGCAAAAUCAAUGGAAGAUGAGGAUGCUUUACUCAGGCAGAUUGAUCAAAAUAUUGAAAUUGUAAACGAAGCCAUUAAAGUAAUGGAUGGGCUGAAGAAAGAAGAGCAGAAUCUCAAAAAGCUAACAAGAGACAUGGCCAUUACAAGAGGCACACCGCGUGAGAGGAAGUGUCUGCUGCAGCAAAAUGCUUCUCUUGAUUGCCUCAUAGAGAAAUCAAGGACGAUCUUUGCCUGGCUUAAGCUCCUUGAAUUUGCGAAAAGGAAGAAGAUAAUAGCGAGUGAGCUUUGUGACCAAGAAAAGCUGAGUGAUUCUCUUUUGGUUAUUGGAGAAUCAUACCAGAAGCUAAGAAAGUUCAAGAAAGCCCUUAAGUGGUACAUGAAGAGUUGGGAAAUAUACAAGUCAAUUGGUAAUUUGGAGGGGCAAGCGUUAACAAAAAUUAAUGUAGGUGAUGUUUUGGACAGUGAUAAUAAUUGGGAAGGAGCACUAGAUGCAUUUGAAGAGAGCUACAGGCUUGCGGUUGAGGCGAACCUUCCUUCUGUACAGCUUAUGGCACUAGAGAAUAUGCACUACAGCCACAUGAUAAGAUUUGACAAUGUUGAAGAGGCCAGGAGAUUGCAGCUUCGAAUCGACAAAUUGAAGCAAUCAAAAUAUAAAGAUCUUCAAACAGAAAAUGUGGCAGAGGAUCACUGCUCGGAAUCUGAUACAGAAGGGAGUGGUCAUCUGUCAGAUAAUAUGUGCAAUGCAUGCGGUUCAUCAGAGAUAAGAAAAUGCAAUUCUAGCAAAUCACAAUCUUUAGCCAGUGUGGAAGAGUUAAACGAUGAGGAACCUAUAAUUUCUCUUAUCUCUUCGACCAAAGCUUCACCCAAGGUGAAAUCCGCUCAUUUAGGAAAACAAAAUAUUACAACUGAGACAAAUGUUUCACAAAAAAGUUUGUCUGAACUGAACACUAAUGAGCAGACAGUCAUUGGCCGUAAACGUGUUCGUUUAGUCCUUUCUGAUGAUGAAGAUGAAAUGUAUGAUGAGGUACAAUGCUCAAAAAGCUGGUCUAAGAAACUCCCAUUAGAAGAUGUUGCUACAUCUGAUGAACUGAAGAGUAAAAGAAAUACAGCCAGCCCUGCUCGUAAAUUUCAGGAUGUCUCAGCCUAUACCUCAAAUCAUAUCACAAGGUCUUGCAAUCCUGUUAAUAUUGAACAAAGCUCUAGUUCAUGCAAAUCCAGGACUCUUAAUGUGGUCACUCAAAAUGGCAGAGGUUUUAGAGCUUCAAGCUCCGAAGGUUCCAUUGCUGCUAGUGGCUCUAAAUGUGAUAUCGGUGUCCCUGAAAAUCUAGUUAAUAAGAAUCACGGUGCCCAUCUUAUUUUUCUUACCUCUGAUGAUGAAAACAAUCAAUGCAUUACAGUCAAGAUUGACAAAGACCUAAUACAUUUGGAUAAUGGCUCAUUUAUGGAUUCUGAUAAGUUAAGCAUUGAGUCUGUCAAGGUUGAACUGGCGUGCUUAUACUACUUGCGACUUCCAAUGGAAAGAAGAUCAGAAGGGCUACUUCCAAUAAUACAGAAUAUAAAAUGUGGUGAAAGUGUCAUACAAUCUGUGGAAACAUUUCAAAAUCUUAAGCAGGAUAUGGGGAAAGUCUUGGUUGAAGCUUUCAUUGAUGGUAUGUGUUUCAACAGUUUGAAGC
Prunus avium (sweet cherry) is the source of this 2284-nucleotide messenger RNA. NCBI's taxonomy places the organism in Eukaryota, Viridiplantae, Streptophyta, Magnoliopsida, Rosales, Rosaceae. The record is from RefSeq and is a predicted model, not a curated record.